Messenger RNA from Encephalitozoon romaleae SJ-2008, 399 nucleotides. RefSeq names its product Homeodomain-containing transcription factor. Gene Ontology annotation, biological process: cell differentiation; regulation of transcription by RNA polymerase II. Gene Ontology annotation, molecular function: RNA polymerase II cis-regulatory region sequence-specific DNA binding; DNA-binding transcription factor activity, RNA polymerase II-specific. Lineage: Eukaryota; Fungi; Microsporidia; Unikaryonidae. Bases 1 to 399 code for a protein of 132 amino acids. The transcript has a single exon. The record is from RefSeq and is a predicted model, not a curated record.
AUGAAGGAUACAAGAUGGGUGAUGGAAGGUGAAGCAAUGGCCGGGCUUGUCAAACUUAGAAGGCUGUCAGAGAAGAGCUAUCUCGGACUUAUAGGAUACAAGUAUAAGACACGUACCCAAGUCGAUGUCUUGAAGAAGAUCUUUGAGAUCACUCAUUAUCCCUCGCAUGAUACAAGACUAAAUCUGGCGAUUCUGCUAAACAUUUCCCCGAGGACAAUACAGAUAUGGUUUCAGAACUCUCGAUCUGUGUCAAGAGGAGCUAAAAAGAAAGGAUCUCCUUCUGGCCAAGGCUCACCAGGAAAACCAAAGAUCAAAAUUAUCAAUAGCCUGACCAUUCCUGUUAAGUACAUCAUAUGGUUGAUCUUAAACAGUUCGUCAUAUUCCCAGAUAGGAAAUUAA